Molecule: messenger RNA, 285 nt
Organism: Microthlaspi erraticum
Lineage: Eukaryota; Viridiplantae; Streptophyta; Magnoliopsida; Brassicales; Brassicaceae
Source: the annotation of a GenBank genome assembly
AUGAAGUUUUGCUUCUCAACAGGUCAUCUUUGGGUACAAGUCUUUGGCGUGGUUCCAGACAAGCCUCUGGAUUCUGCUGUUCUGAGCCGUAUGAAGCAAUUCUCUGAAAUGAACAAGUUCAAGAAAAUGGCUCUUAGAGUCAUUGCUGAGAGCUUGUCUGAAGAAGAAAUAGCCGGCUUGAAAGAAAUGUUUAAUAUUGGUAGAUGCCGACAAGAGUGGUCAGAUAACUUUGGAAGAAAUGAAAGCAGGACUAAAACGAAUUGGGGCGAAUCUCAAAGAAUCUGA